GUUGUGCUCCGCCGUACCGCAUCCACUGUACCCAUACGACCUCCAACCCUCACAUAGAUACCUCAACUUGACCAGAUCUUCAAGCUCUCAAUCAAUAUUGCCCGACCCUGAUCCAAAUUGCAACGCCAUUCCCAUGGCGGCACCACCUCGACAUGCCACGAUGCAAUCCAUCAGCAAUGGCGGCACAGCGCCGAGCGAUAGACCACAAAUACAGCAAACACAGCAAGCCCAGCUGUCACAACAAUCCCCUGGGCUGCGUGUACCUUCCAAUCGCAAGACCAUCUACGACAGACACCUGAACCGGACUCGUAAUGCAGAACUCAGCCGGGCAAGCUUCGCCUUUCUAUUCGGGGAGAUGGUCACAUAUGCUCAACGACGAGUAACAGGUAUCCAAGAUCUGGAGAAACGGUUAAACGAACAAGGCUACCCCCUCGGCCUCCGCCUCCUCGACCUCCUCUUCUACCGCUCAACCUCAACAUCCUCCUCCGCCCUCUCAAGUUCCUCCACCUCCUCUUCACCCCCAAACCGACCCCUCCGCAUCAUAACCCUGCUGCACCUGAUCCACGGCCCCCUCUGGCGCCUCCUCUUCGGCCGCGCCGCAGAUGCCCCUCGAGCACUCCGUGUCUCCGGAUACCCCCAACGAAUACAUGAUCACCGAUAA
This is a messenger RNA of Penicillium samsonianum, 661 nucleotides long. Its product is annotated as Transport protein particle (TRAPP) component. The record is from RefSeq and is a predicted model, not a curated record. Bases 134 to 661 code for a protein of 175 amino acids. The transcript has 2 exons. Gene Ontology annotation, cellular component: TRAPPI protein complex; TRAPPIII protein complex; TRAPPII protein complex. NCBI's taxonomy places the organism in Eukaryota, Fungi, Ascomycota, Eurotiomycetes, Eurotiales, Aspergillaceae. Gene Ontology annotation, biological process: endoplasmic reticulum to Golgi vesicle-mediated transport.